AUGGAAUUGAGAAGUGAGUACAUGAAGUUCUCAAUUCCAAAAACGCAAGUAAAUAGUAGCGAGGAACCAAUGAUGAGACUGUUCAGGCGGGCUUCUAAAAUAACUAACGUACCGGCGUAUGAUAAACUUGAGCCGUCAAAGGAUCAGAACGAAAAACUGACGAGCGACGGAUCGGAUGCAGCGAUCAGAGCGCAAGUUAGUAAGGGAGUUGAACAGAGUAAAAGCAAGGAAGUACAAGAAAAACAGGAAAUUAAAAACUCUACAUACGCGAAAGGAGCGAAUGAAUGGAGAGAGGGUCCAGAAGAAAUAAAGCAGAGCGGUUUAACGGAAGCAAGCCCCAACGCUCCAAGGGAAACGACCCCCAACGAAGCAAGAAACCAGAUCUCAAGGACUCCAAUGAGCGAAAACACACUAUACGCAAAAAACUCACCAACUAACAACAUGUCAGAAAAUACACAACAGCAUUAUGGACGUGGUGAACCUCUAGAUAGAAGUAGCAAGGAAAACCGGCAGGAAGAUAACAGGUUCGCCAACGCCAUGCAGAGUCACGGAGGAGCCACAGCGAGUGAGCAGGACCACGCAAGAGUGCCAGGAGCUUACUGGGAAAGAAGCGCAAUGCCAGUAAUCACACCAGAACAGACGAUGGCGCAGAGCAGGUCGCCAGACCACGCAGAGUCAGGAGAAGGCAGAGGCCACGUGAGAGGGUACGGAGAGCACAGGACUCCCGUCACGCAGUGGGAGAGGCCUCAGAACAUGCACGCGAACGCGGACAGAAGAAGGUACACCCGAAAGUCGGACGCAAGCUCAGAUAGCCAGUCGAGAAGUUCGUCAUCGAGCUACGACUCGCACGGGUCGUACUCGAGAGCGACGAGAACGAGAAUAGUUUAUCACCCGCUCCCAGUAUCGGGAAACAUGAUAAUAGAUAGCGUUAGCGCGGCACCAGUGCACUCAGGAGCAGCAGAAGGGACGGUGAGCAUGCACGUGAGAGGAGAACACGUCAGCCCCAAGCAGCCACAGGGAUACACGAACGGAAGGCUCCACUCAGGCUACGUUAGUCAGACGGUGGGCACGGCCACGAGAAACCACGCAAGCGGAGACUCAAGUUCAUCAUCCUCGCACAGCGCAGACUCGAGACACAGCAAGGCGGGACACGGAGGACAAGCAAGGUACGACCACGCUAACGGCAGGUACGAGUACGCAGGGUCAGCAAGUGGUAGUGGUAACGGCAGGUACGACUACGGAGCACACGCAGGUAGAUACGACGGACCGAGAGUGAGGCCCGACGACAGAGCCGGAGAAGUACACAUGGGUCCGAGGACGGAGAAGCCAGGAAUGCUCUCAGAAGAUUUUAAUAGAAUGGAAAUGGACUACUACCAGAUUAACAGAUACGGAAAGUAUGACCAGAGGGCGCCGAGAAGUUACGCGGAAGCAUACGACCACAAAAUGGUAGAACCGAAGAUUAACUACGGAAGUUACAAGCACGAAAGAGGAAAAGUGAGUCCGCAGAGAAAGAAGAUUAAAAACGAGUACGCACACAACAUGUACCAGUACGGAAUUAACCAUCAGCAACAAUACAUGAACCAGUACAUAACAUACCAGAACAUGAACUACCAGAACUACGGCAACAUGAACCACUACGGCCACAAGCACGGAGAGUACCAGCACGGCGGCGAGAGACACCAGAUGCAGGGAGGGCACGCAAGUCACCAGUAUAAGCAGGGGAUGCGCGCAGAACACGGAAAGUACUACAGAGACCAGUACUACACGUCCCCGGCGAACAGGAACGACCAGUACAUGGGAUACGCGCACUACCAGAACGUGCACUACGCAAACAUGUUGGACCAGGGAGGAUACAAAAACUACAAAAUGCCGCCGCAGAAGGUGACCUCGUACACGCACGCGCCGAAGCAGAUAAAGCCAAGGCAGAGCUCAGCGCUGCAGAUCCUGAACCCGGACACGGGAGAGGUGGUCAACUCGACGAAGGCGGACGCCAAGGGAGCCUCGAGUAAGGGGGCGACUGCAGGCGCUGCCGCCGUCGGCGGCAGCGCCCCUGCAGAAGGUGUCGAGAGUGUCGCAGUCGGUGCCGGGGACAGAGGGGUUACGAGUGGCACAGCAGCCGCCGCGGAUGUCGCCACUGAAUCAAGCGCGCCUGGUGAGUCGGCCACGGAAGUGGCAGGCAGUGUUGGCCAAGGCACGGCGAAGGCCGCCGCGGAGAGCGUCGCUUCGGUAUCGGGAGAAGUUGCAGUUUCUGUCAGUACGGUAGAAGCUCACAGUAGUGCUGCCGCGGACGUGAGCGAGACUAACGCAGAGCCCAAGGCCACCGUCGCGUCUGAGAGUGUGGUCAGUUCAACGUCCGGUGAAAGAGAGGAUGCAGAAUAUGUUUCAGCAGCAGAGCGUUCAUUGAAGGACAGUAGCGGAGAGGAAGUUGAAGGAAAGUAUCAAGUUUCCUGUGCACAGGAGGUGGCCACUGCCAACGUCGAUAGUGCAGGCGUUGACGUAGAGAGCACAGUUGUAGGCGCUGGCAUUGACAGUAAAGUUGUACGCGCUGACGUAGAGAGCACAGUCGUAGGCGUUGAUAAUAAUGCUUACGUUGUUAGUUCUAGCCUUGACAAUCGUGUUAUAGUUGAUAGUAACACGGGCUUUGAAAGUGUUGCUGCCCAUGAAAACGCUGUAGUAGGAGGUGUCACUGUGGUUACGAAGGACAUAAGUGCUUUAAAUGAAUUUGGAUCAGCAGGAAUGGAAUAUGAAAAGUAUCAGCACGAUAACGGUCACACGCCGUCAAAGGAGAUCACACAGAAUGAAGAAAAUACACGGAAAGAAGUUGAAUCACAGAAACAGGUUGAUACACAAAAGGAACCUGGGGCACAGAAGGAAGGUAGCGUAACAAAAGAGUGGAAGGCACAGAAAGAGUUGGAGUCUCAGAAAGACUCUGAUUCACAGAAAGAAUAUACACGGAGAGAAAAGGACACACAUAAGGAAGCAAGUACAGAGGAAGAUGAGGCGGAGGAGCGCAGCAAGUCGGAGGAAUAUAAGAAGAUGGAGGAGGUGCUGAGUCCAAUUAACGUGUUGAAGUACGCACAGAAGAAGCAGAGUCAGCCGCUGGUGAACAACAUGUCGCAGCUGCCAAGUAUGCACAUAUCGAAGACGAGGCUGAGAAUAGUUAACAGACCAAUUAACCCCUCCGAAAAACUGUACACACUCUCGGAGUUGCACCCCUACAAGGAAGCAUUCGUGUACAAGGAACACUCGAAGUCGCACCAGAGGAAGAUAAAAAACAAGCCACUGAACGAAAUAGGAUACAUAGAGGAAAUUAACGGAGUAGUCGAUUCAAAGCUGUUUGAUCAUAAGCUAAUGGGCCCGAAGAUGUUGGAUCAUAAGCUGAUGGAUUCAAGGAUUAUUGAUGCUAAUUUUAACGGAAAGAUGGUAGAUGCUAAGAUGAUAGACGCCAACCUGGGUGGUAAGAUGAUAGACGCCAACCUGGCUGGUAAGAUGAUAGACGCCAACCUGGCUGGAAAAUUUGUAGACGCUAAGCUUGACAGUAACCUUGACGGGAAGCUGUCUGACGCGAAGAAGGAGUCUAUGGUAACAGUGGACAUGGGGACGAGCACGGAGCUGUCAGACCUGAUACUGGAGAACAGCGACUCGGGAAGCGACAGCAACAAGUCGAGGUCGCAGGAACACACGGACAACGAGAGUAAUCGCAACGGAGUGGCGGACAAGACUGGAGUUAUGGCGACGCAGUACAAAGCAGUGGAAACGAAGGGAGAAAGAGAGCAAGUGCAAAGAGAUAAGGAAAGUGACAGGGUGCAGCAAGGACCGAAGUACCAGUUUGACACGAGGGUGCCAGUGAAAACAGCAAGUGGAACAGUGGGAGCGACACUGGUGAGUAGCAUGGGAGGGUUUGGAGCAGCCACGGGAGCGAAGAGCGUGUACGGGUCAGCAGCAGCCUCAACAGUGGCGCCAGCGGUGGCCUCAACCAGGAGCGGCGCCACGAAGGGGUUGACAAGUGCCGAUAGCGUUGCCAGAACGGAAGCAGAAACAGGAUCAAUUGGCGCUGCAGGCACUGCUCAAACAGGAACACCGCCAUUGUCAACAACGGUAACAGUGGCAACAACAUCCGCAACAGCGACAAUUCCAUCCUCUGCACCAUCAGCGAGGACCACAACAGCAACAUCCGCAACAACUGUAACUACAGCGAAAGCCACUGUAGCAACGCAAACAGCAAUUGGCCAUAGAGCUACGAGCACGGUAGCAGCACCUUCAACAACAAGUCAUGUAGCAACACCUUUGACAACAAGUCAUGUAGCAACACCUUUGACAACAAUGACACCAAUAACUGUAGCAACAGUUGCAACAGGGGCUACAACAACAACAACAAGGACAAUAAGCACGGGAACGACUAGCCAUGGAUUGAUGAAAUUGGUGCCGACAGCAGAAGACGACCCAGCAGAUCCAAGCAAAUUCAGCACAAUUAAGAUGAUAUACAUGGGACAGGAGUUGCGAAGGAUAGGGCUUCAGAGGGACAGAGCAAUGGGAAGGUUUAAGCUGGUGCCACUCAACUACACAAUGGGAAGCAGCACGGGAAGUCACGCGAGUCAAGGAGGCUUGCAGUCACACACGUCAUUCUCAGAAGGGUACACGACGAACACGAACACGAGAAGGAAGACCAAGAAGGAGAGUAAGUGGAGAAGUGAGCUGAGCAUAGAGAAGGAGGAGCUGACGUCGAAUAAGCCGAAAAAGCCGACGCUCUCGAAGAAGGAGCAGUUCAAGAGGAGCGUGAGGACGCUGCUGAACAAGCUGACAGUGGAAAACUUCCUGGUCGUCUCGGAAAAAAUCGCAACGCUCUACAGAGAGGCGGAGGAGCAGGAGUCAGUGCGAGUGGUGGUGGACCUGCUGCACGAAAAGGCGACGCACGAGCUGGAGUACUCGGACAUGUACGCAGACCUGGCAUUCCUGCUCAAGUACAGCUUCAACGAGAAGCUGGACCUGGGCUCGAAGACGACCUGCUUCCACAAGACGCUCCUCAACAAGUGCCAGGACUCCUUCGAGGAGAUCAGCACGAACCACGGGCUCGACAAGACGUACAUCCUGGGCAACAUCAGGUUCAUGGGGGAGCUGUUCCUGCGCAAGAUACUCUCGAUCACGAUCCUGAAGAGAAUAUCGUGCACGCUGAUGACGUCAAAUGGUAACAACGUUGGUGCUAAUAGCGUCGGUAAUUGUGGCAGUGGUAACAACGUUGGUGCUAAUAGCGUCGGUAAUUGUGGCAGUGGUAAUAUCAGUGGUGCUGGUGUUGGUAAUGACGCUAUUGCUACCAGUAAGGUUGAUGCUACUGCAGAGUUAGACGCUAUUGUUUGUGCUGCUGGCUCAGACGGCAACGUUGGUGGAGACAGCGAGGUGGCGGGUAGCAGUGAGAAAGUAGCGGCCGAGGCAGUGAGUGGAUCGGAUGAUGCCAGAAGCAGUUCCAUCAGUGGUAGCAUAGAUGGUGCCAGUGACGCUACCGGUAUAGCUGGCGCUACUGCCACCAGUUCAGCUACUACUGUUACUGCUGCCACCAUUACUACUAUCAGCGGUAUUACUACUACCAGGCCUGCUCCGACAAGUUCAGCUACCACCACUACUACUACUACUACUCGUACCAACUCCUCUACUACUAGCUCCGCCGAUGAAAGGACCGACAGAAGUAGUUCAGAGGGAGUAGAGGCCACAGAGAGUGCAUCAAGAAGAGCAGGGGAAGGAGCGGAUAACGAGGGAGGAGCGACAGCAGCAUCAGCAGGGUCGUCAGGCAGAAGCAGCAGCGCCUCAGACGACAUGGAGUUCAGGCCGCCUGCAAACCUGAUCGAGUGCUUCAGUGAGCUGCUGACGACAAUAGGGUACACAGUGGACCAGAUACCGGGAGGAAGCGACAUGCUCGACGAGUACCUGGCGAUACUCAUCAGCCUCAAGAAAAGGGGAAUAUACCCGACGAGAAUCAACUUUAAGAUCCAGGACCUCAUCGACCUGCGCAACAGGAACUGGCGAAAGAAGCUCUUCAAGGAAAAGGCAACCUCAGUCUCGCAGAUACACCGCCUGGCGGAGCAGGAGCAGCUGCGAGGAGGCCCGCAGGAGGGCAGGUUCGUGACGGCAGGACUGCAGACGAACAGGCACUACACGCCGCACCUGCUCAAGAGGCGCCAGCAGGUGGUCGACAGCCUCGUCAACGGAGUGUACACGCAGGAGUCGGCGCAGAGGCUGCGCGAGAGCGGCGGCGCCGAGGGCAGGAGCGACGACAGCUUCUACCCGCAGGUCCUCAAGCUCUUCGCUGCUGCGCCCGACAGGGAGGCAUUCCAGAAGGAGUGGCGCAGCUACAGGCCGAGCGACGACAGCGUCGCGCACGCCUUUGACCAGAUGCUGAAGAGCACAAUGACUGCGAAGACGCUGGAGCUGUGUCUGGCGCACGCCGACCUGCUCUCGCUGACGCUGGCGAAGCUGGUGGACUCGGAGACGCUGAGAGCGAAGCUGUUGAACACGCUCUGUGAAUACUACGUCGUUAACCUGCAGGAGGAGGUCAUCGAUAACCCCUGGGCCAUGGACAUAGCCUCGAGGACGCUGACGCUGCUCUUCAACGACUUCGCAGGAGAGGCGAGGAACCUGCUCGAGAAGAUACCGAUUCCGAAGCACUUCCCCACGGCGAAGCAGCUGGUAAUCAACAUCGUAAACGGAACCAGGGAGCUGGGCGGAGACCUGGGAUUCACGCGCAGAGUCAUCAGAAGACACCUGUACUCCACGUUCCACAACGAAAAUCUCCUUUUCCUGGAUGAAAUUUAA
Messenger RNA from Theileria orientalis strain Shintoku, 6804 nucleotides. RefSeq lists its product as uncharacterized. The record is from RefSeq and is a predicted model, not a curated record. Bases 1 to 6804 code for a protein of 2267 amino acids. The transcript is spliced from 8 exons. Lineage: Eukaryota; Apicomplexa; Aconoidasida; Piroplasmida; Theileriidae. Gene Ontology annotation, cellular component: eukaryotic translation initiation factor 4F complex. Gene Ontology annotation, molecular function: translation initiation factor activity; protein binding; mRNA binding.